AGGUAGACGCACAACAGGAAUGUCCAGCAACAACUGAAACUGCUUCAUGCUGCAGCCUAAUCUGUUCUGUGCAAACGUUCAGAUCUCAAGAUGUUUGACUUGAAAAGUCCAAAGCAAACAGAACCUUUCCUGGCCUUGGAUUAUAAAAACAACAUCUUAGUGACGGUCCAGUGCCACGGCCCUCCCAUUCGUUUCACUAACCUGUUAGUCAGUCAGAUGCGUUAUAUUACCAGUGAACUGAAAGGUUUGGUUGACGGAACGAACACUGUUGUGGUAAUCGGCAUCUGGUCGCACUUCAGCACUUUCCCCGUUGAGGUCUACAUCCGGCGCCUGCUGACCAUACAGAGGGCAGUGGAGCAGCUGUUGACCAGAGCUCCAGGUACGCUGGUCAUCAUCAGGACCGCGAACCCCAAAGCACUGUCCCUCUACGAGACUCUGACCAACAGUGACUGGUUUUCCUUACAGCAUGUUGACGGUUAUCUGGCAUAUCGGAAAAUUUGGAAGGUGUCGGCAACUGUUUUGGCCCUUGUCAGGCUGAUGAUGAUGCUAAAGAAGAAAAACAGCGAGUGA
Xiphophorus maculatus (southern platyfish) is the source of this 570-nucleotide messenger RNA. Its product is annotated as NXPE family member 3-like. The record is from RefSeq and is a predicted model, not a curated record. The coding region runs from base 91 to 570 and encodes 159 amino acids. The transcript has 2 exons. Lineage: Eukaryota; Metazoa; Chordata; Actinopteri; Cyprinodontiformes; Poeciliidae.